UGGUGGAGGUUGCCCCUCUCUUUCUCUUUCUCUCUGUGUGUGUAUGGAACUCUUUGUUUCUCUCUAAAAGCAUUUAGCUUGAGCCAUUAUCCGCCACCCUUUUUACGCGCAAAGCUUUUCCAGUAAUCAAGCUUCCAUUUAAGAGAUAAAACAGAGAGAGAUAGACAGACACUCACAGAAUGAAUACUCUCUCUGAUAGAGAGAGAGAAAGAAACAUAUAUUAUUAGGGCAUGUGUGUGUCUCUACUCAUUUCCAUUUUCCUUGCUUCUUAUUUAACCCUACCUUCUCUCUCUUUCCCCCACUCAACCUUUCUUUUUCUUCUCUCUCUCUCUCUCUCUUUAAUUCCUUCCCUUUUCCCUUCUUCGGGAUCUGAUCUCUCUCUCCUGUUCUCCCCUACAAAGUAACACUUGCAUCCACUGGGAUUACAAACACUUCCUUCACUUCAUUUCCCGAGAAACACUUUCUUGUUUCCUUGUUUGUUUCUGUUCACUUUCUUUCUAUAUUUCUGUGUUCUUUUGUCUGGUCCAGUGUUAAAAGGUGAAAGAGAGUCAGUGAUAAAAGCUCUACCCUAAAUCGUCUUACUUCUAAAACGACUGGCGGGUCCAUUAUUCCGUCAACCAGGGUGAACCAGAUCUAACCAGGAGCUUCGCUCGGCUCGGGUCUAUUCUCGAAGAUUAUCAAGUGAUAAGCACUGAUGCCUUAAUUUCAAGCAAACAGAAGAUGCAAUUAAUAAAACUUCAUAUCUUACUGAUCAGUUUUUAUGAGAUAGGAGUUUAAUCUGACUUCUGCUGCUCCCUUUAUUUUGGAUUUUUAGUUCUCGAAAGAGUAUGAAUACCUUCUCACAUGUUCCGCCAGGCUUUAGAUUCCAUCCGACAGAUGAGGAACUUGUCGAUUACUAUCUCAGAAAAAAGAUUGCUGCAAAAAGGAUUGAUCUCGAUGUAAUCAAGGAUGUUGAUCUUUACAAAAUUGAACCAUGGGAUCUUCAAGAGUUGUGCAAAAUAGGAACUGAAGAGCAGAAUGAGUGGUAUUUCUUUAGCCACAAGGAUAAGAAGUAUCCGACAGGAACUCGAACUAAUAGAGCAACAAAAGCAGGGUUCUGGAAAGCUACAGGAAGAGACAAGGCUAUCUAUUCAAGACAUAGCUUGAUUGGCAUGAGAAAAACCUUAGUGUUUUACAAAGGAAGAGCUCCAAAUGGACAAAAAUCAGAUUGGAUCAUGCAUGAAUAUCGACUAGAAACUAAUGAAAAUGGAACUCCUCAGGAAGAAGGGUGGGUAGUAUGCAGGGUGUUCAAGAAGAAAAUGCCAACAAUCAGGAAAGUUGGAGAAUAUGAGUCGCCAUGUUGGUACGAUGAGCAGGUCUGCUUCAUGCCAGAAAUGGAUUCUCCAAGGCGAAUUACUCAACCUUACGCAUCAUACCUCCACCACUAUCCUUGCAAGCAAGAGUUUGAGACAUUGCAAUAUAAUAUGCCUCAUGACCCUUUACUCCUCCAGCUUCCCCAGCUGGAAAGCCCCAAAGUUCCACAGUCAGCUGCAAGUGCCAACUGCAACUCCAGACUCCCAUAUGGUGGUUAUGAUACCAACAAUGGAAGUACCCUGCAGUCCUCAACUCUUACACAGGAUGAACAACAUCACCAAAAUUUGAGCUCACUUUACCAUAACAAUGGUGAGCAAGCUGUGGAUCAAGUAACCGAUUGGCGAGUCCUUGACAAAUUUGUUGCGUAUCAGCUUAGCCACGAGGAUUCUUCCAAGGAAGUCAGCUACUCCAAUGCGGCAGCCUUUCAUGUUGCUGAACAGGUGAACGUGCUUGCCAGUGAAUCAAAAAGGCCAGAAAAUGUUCAGGAAUAUGCCUCAACGUCAACAUCUAGUUGCCAAAUUGAUCUAUGGAAGUGAUCAAAAACACAAAUCUUAUAUGAAGUUAAUUACUAGAGAUGCAUAUUAAUUAAUUAUAGAUACUACAGUUUAUAUGAAAAAGAAAUAUCGAGGAUCCAAGUGGCUGUACAUAAUAAAAUUAAAAAUUGUAUUGGACUUAUUGUGUCCAUCAUCAAAAUAUUUGAUGAGACUAUGUAUGAGUUAGUAAAUAGAGUGCAAAUGCCAAAUGCAAAUAAGUUGGUACUCUUUGUGGCUGAGGUUUAUGGGGACUGACUCAGCUGUUGAAUGUUGAAUGUAUGUUUUUGUUUUAUCAUUUUUUUAAUUAUUUUUUUCAA
Manihot esculenta (cassava) is the source of this 2203-nucleotide messenger RNA. RefSeq names its product NAC domain-containing protein 7. NCBI's taxonomy places the organism in Eukaryota, Viridiplantae, Streptophyta, Magnoliopsida, Malpighiales, Euphorbiaceae. Gene Ontology annotation, molecular function: DNA binding. Bases 828 to 1889 code for a protein of 353 amino acids. The record is from RefSeq and is a predicted model, not a curated record. The transcript has 5 exons. Gene Ontology annotation, biological process: regulation of DNA-templated transcription.